UUCCAUUGUUUUUCUGUUAUCAACAGUUGGAAUGGAAUUUGGAAAACAAAUGGGAAAAAUGUUGGAAAUUUGACAUUUAACAGUGAAUUUAUGGAUCCUUUUUAAGUUUCAGUCUCAUGAUACUCGCAAAAUGAUCGAAGAUCCGACGCCUACAUUAGUAUUGGGAGAAGCUCCUGAAUCUGACGAAGAAGAAAUCUUUGAAAAAAAUAAAGUUUUGAAUGUGAUCGGAGGUACUCGUACACCAAUUUCCUCAGUGCAUGGUUUAGCCAUAGCCGGAGAAGCUAUUGAAUCAGAUGAAGAAAUCGAAGUACAUAAUAUUGAAAACCGAACAUUCCCUGCUCAAGAACGCAGAUCUGUAGAGAAUGAAAGGCAGAAGCAAAAAAUUGAUAAGAAAUAUAAAACAAGUUCAAUCAAAAAACUAUGUGAGAAAAACAAAUCGUUGCACGAAAAUUUAACAUCGUUUAAAAAACAGAUGCUUCAUUCAACCAACAACGAGAUGAAUAAUAUAAAUCAACAACUACUUAGAUCUCAGAUAGAACUGCAACAGACUCUGGUUGACAUCAGGAAUGUCAAAAUCAACUUGAACGAGGUCAAUAAGAAAUUAAGCAAUAUUAUGGCUGCGAAUUACAUCCCUAAAAUUAAUAUAAAAGUACCUUCUUAUAUCAUUUAGAUAUUUAUUCAAGUAUUCACCUAAUUUGUUACCCUGAUUUUUUCAUUUCUACUAAUUUUCGAAAAUAAAAUACACGAUAAAUAAUUUUUAAAA
Planococcus citri (citrus mealybug) is the source of this 763-nucleotide messenger RNA. RefSeq lists its product as uncharacterized. Gene Ontology annotation, cellular component: BLOC-1 complex. The coding region runs from base 131 to 670 and encodes 179 amino acids. The record is from RefSeq and is a predicted model, not a curated record. Lineage: Eukaryota; Metazoa; Arthropoda; Insecta; Hemiptera; Pseudococcidae. The transcript is spliced from 4 exons.